Molecule: messenger RNA, 2316 nt
Organism: Vombatus ursinus (common wombat)
Lineage: Eukaryota; Metazoa; Chordata; Mammalia; Diprotodontia; Vombatidae
Gene: TCTN1
Product: tectonic family member 1
Exons: 13
Coding region: 128-1504 (458 amino acids)
Biological process (GO): protein localization to ciliary transition zone; cilium assembly
Cellular component (GO): MKS complex
Source: RefSeq, a predicted model, not a curated record
AUGUGAUGUUAACUGCUGCUGUGAUCCUGACUGCACUUCCAAAGAUUUCAGUCUUUUCUCAACAUGCUCAGUUCGAAGUGUCUCAAGUGACAGUCGUUUAUGCUUUCAGAAGAUAGCCAUAUAUGAAAUGAAUUUUACAGCACAUCCACCUGAAAGACUAUUUUACUUAGCUGAGCAAACAAAUCCAUCUCUUUUCUGCCUCUACAUUCUCAACUACAAAGUUGAAUUAUCCUUUAUUACUACUGAAUUCCCCAAUGAGAAAAAUUUUGAUAAUUUCUUGAAAAAGUCUGUUAAUUUUGCCAACACUAAAGAAUCAGACAUUUCUCACCCAACCAUAUUGAAUACUCCAACUGCUACCAAAUACAAGUACAGAGUUCCUGUGCAGACUUCUGAUUCAUUUCUGAAGCUUCCAUGUCCUUUACUCGCUUCUCAAUGCUCAGAUAACAAUCCUGUAGGGUUUCUGAUGAACGAGGUCUUUCGAUGUAACAGAAGAGUAACUCUGGAGCAGUGUGGCGAAGACAGAGCCCUCAGCAUGGGUCAGUACAUUCAGCCCAAGAUUUUGGCCGAACCUAAUUCAAGUAAAGAGAUUCCUAUCACUGUCCGGGCUGUAUUUCUGAAAUCUCUAAAUAAAACAGUGACUCAAAAUACCCAGAGUGAUGUUCUUUUGCAUCCCACUUUUGUCCACAUCAAUGGUCUGAAAGCCUGCACUAAUGUUGUUCUUAAGUUAAAGUACAGCAUCACAUACACAGAGGCAGGUGAAAUCACAAAGGCUGAUAUCCAUUUCCUUCUUGGGACAGUCAGCAGCUCAAUGCUUCCACUCCAACAGCAAUUUCAGGUUCAAUUUCUUCAGCAAAAUAUUAAGUCAUUCCCUCUCAGUGGAAAUCCAGGUUAUAUUCCAGGACUACCAUUAAUAGCUGGAUUUGAGAUAGAAUCUCAGGUUGUUCAGAGUACUAACAGAUAUGGACAAUUUACCAUUUUUCACAGCCCAGCUGAGCAGAACUGCUUAUUAGCAGAAGGACUUCGAAAACCAGUAGUUUUUGGUUAUAAUAUGGUGACUGGAUGCAAAAUAAGAUUGACUAAAACUACCAAUUGCCAACUAGUUGGGAGAAGACUGAAAAAAUUACUGAUGGGGGAAAGCUUCCCAGACUAUAUAUCUUCCUUUGGAAAUUCAGCAGCCCAGAAUUUGCAGGACUGGGUGCCUGUCCAUUUUUCCAUUUUUGCAGCAAAAGGACAGGAGCCAUGUUUGAUCCCACUGGUCUAUGAUAUAAGAGUGAAGUGGACUAAGUAUGGUUCCUUAAUGAAUCCACAAGCCAAAAUAGUCAAUGUUGCAGUGCAAAUGAUUUCAUCCGCAUUUUCCAAGACUGAGUUAGAACAUGGAAGGACAGCACAGGUUUCUACUGUGGUUAGUUUCAUUGAUGUGUCUGCACCAGCGGAAGCCGAUUACAAGGCUCAGCCCACCAUUGAUGCCAAGCUGCCCUCCAAUUUCUUCUUUCCAUUUGUGUGACGUAAGUAGUUACUAAAUUCAGGAAAUCCUGGUGCUGCUGUCAAGGAUUGUUAGCCCUGAGAAUUGUGACUGUUGGGUUGAUGAUUCCCCAUAACUCUGAGAGCCAUGCCAUUCCUCCAUGCCUUUCUGCCUUUGACUUCUCCUAGAACAUUCCUUACCUGAGAUUUCUCUUGUUGCCUCUCCCUGGGCUUUUCUUGAUUUUGGCAAAGGAGGAGGGCCAAGAAGCUCAUGGGAUUUCCAGUCCUUCAGGGGACCAGAGCUGUGCCUGCUCAUCUGAUGCAGUUCCUGUCUGUGUCUUCUCACAAAUCCUACCAAGAGGAGCUGCCCAACACGGUGUAGGAUAGAGAGCUGGAAGACAGAGAGUCAGGAAGACCCAGAUUCAAAUGCUGGUCUCUGACCCAUCCUGGCUGCAUGGCCAUGGUCCUGUCACUUCACCUCUCAGGAUCCCGAGACAGCAAGUGAGGGUUGAUUGGCAUCAAUUGAGGCAGUUUCUUCAUUUUGAGUUCCUACAGUGGUGAAAUCAGGUUUGGCUAAAACCCUGCAAAUAUUCCUUGAACACCAAUGCAGCAUUCAGGGAGGGAGACUUAGCUCUGCCUUGCCCAGACUACAUUUGAAGGCUUGUCUUCAGUUUGGGGUACUCACUUUUAGGAAGGAUGUUGACAAGCCAGUGCAUGAAUAUCUCAUUGAGGCUGGUCAAGACAUUGCAGGCCAGGGUGGGGUGGAGUGAGCUGGAAACCAUUUUUUUGCUGUUGUUCAGUCAUUUCAGUCGUGUCUGACUGUACGUGGCCCCAUCUGGGGUUUUCUUGGCAGAG